AUGUCGCUAGAAUAUACAGAGGAAAAGAAAAGGUUUAAGCAAAACCUUGACAGUUUUGCGGCUAUGGCGGCGGCGAAUAUACAAGACGCUGUUUUCGAUGACCUGAACUACGAAACCUGGGCUCCAAUCGCGAAGAAAAGACUAAUGGAGAAUGGAGUUUGGGAUGUCGUUGAGAACGGAGUCUCUCCCGAUCCAACGAAGAUUCCAGAGCUAGCGGCGACGAUUAAGGCCGAGGAUCUCGCGCGAUGGAGGAAUCGUGUGAUUAAAGAGAUGAAAGCGCUCAAGAUACUGCAGUCUUCUCUCACGGAAUCGGCUUUCAGGAAGACUAUCUCGGUUGCUUCGUCCAAGGAUCUCUGGGAUUUGCUCAAAAAAGCUAACGAAGGAGAAGGGAAGCAUAUUCGUAGAUUAGAUAAGCAGUUCGAGGAUCUUACGAUGUACGACGGAGAACCGAUGGAUUUUUACCUGGGGAGAGUUGUGGAUCUCCUUGAUGAGUUCCGUCUUUCAGGGAAUGAGAAAGGCGACGACGAGGUUAUCGUCAAGCUGUUGACCUCGUUGUCGUGGGAAUACGACGAUGCGAUUCCGGAGCUCGAGUGGAGCCAGGCAAAGGAAUCAGCAACAGGCACAGGCAGCGGCAAAAGAUCAGAUGAACCGGGAGCCUGUAGAUUUGAUGUUAGCGACCAGAUUUGAGAAAAUUUACCAAAAUAGAGAAAGAGAGAGAGACAUGAUGAAAGGUGGAUUGCUGAAUCAGUAGCGGCAGAUCUUGGCCGUUGGCAUUGUGACACAAACUUGGGCGUAUUUCUUCUUAGCCGCCUCUGUCCCUCGCUUGGGCUCCUCGUCCGCCAUGGCUACCUUAGCCAAGGAACAAACCGCCGCAGCUGCAGCCGUGAACAUGAGGUCCCUCCUCAUUGUGGUGCUGCUCUGUUCCUCCUUGGCCUUGACUUCUAAGCUGGUUGCGUUGUUGUUCUCGCUCGUUGCGGCUCUGACCACCGAGAGUCUUCGUCCGCCGGUGGCUGACGGAAGCUUAGCAACGGCCGGGAGGAAUGUGGCUGUCAUGGUCAUCGAUGCCAUUGCUUGAUAGUUGAUUGAAUAAUUCUACUCUCUCUCUCUCGCUCGUUAGCUCUCGGUUAAGGCUUUGUGAUCUGGUGGAUUGUGUUUUAAAAAGUUUGUGGUAAUUUUGAGCUUGUGGAGAGGAUUG
Thlaspi arvense is the source of this 1195-nucleotide messenger RNA. The record is from the annotation of a GenBank genome assembly. NCBI's taxonomy places the organism in Eukaryota, Viridiplantae, Streptophyta, Magnoliopsida, Brassicales, Brassicaceae.